UUCUCUUUCUUCGCAAUUUUUAUUUUUAUUUUUCGGCAUUUUGCUUUCCACAAGCAUCCUCCGGUGCCGCCCCCACCGGUUUACUGCUCGCCGGCCGUCUUAACCACCGCAAUACUCUCUUCUUUGUCCAGAUUGAAGGGUAGGACAUCUGGGAUCUCAUUAAUAUUGGAUGUCGGUGGGGAGUCAAACGAGAAGGACCUGCUCAACGAUCUGCUAGAAAGAACAGAUCUUUGAAAAUUUCUGCAUCUGGGUCUGGAUGUCAUUGAUGGGUUGGAAGUAUAAGGCGGGUUUGUUCUUGAUUGGUACUGUUGUUGUUAUAUGGGUCGCAUCUGCGGAAGUCACCCAGGGUAUCUUUACAGACUAUAAGCAGCCUUUUGCAGUUACAUAUCUUGGAGCUUCCCUGUUGGUAGUUUACCUCCCAAUAGCAUUCCUAAAAGAUUGGUUAUGUAGUUUUCUAAGACGUCCAUCUUCAACUGGUGCUAAAGAUGUAGAAAGUGUAGAUGAGUCUUCUAUUGGACUCAAUUCCCCUCUAAGGCAAAAAAUCAUUGAAAUGGAACUUCAAGGGACUUUGACAAAGAAGGACAGUGAAGCAGAUUUUUCACCUCAUAUGGAGGAAAGAGCAUUGAUUUCCAGAAGCAAAGAAGAAGUGCAUUCACUGAAACAAGGGAAAGAGCUUGCCACCAGGGAGAUUGCAACCUUGGGGUUUUAUAUUGCUCCUAUCUGGUUUAUAACAGAGUAUCUAUCAAAUGCAGCUCUUGCACGUACAAGUGUUGCAAGUACAACUGUAUUGUCCUCCACAUCAGGGCUUUUUACUCUUUUUAUCGGAGCUUUUCUUGGCCAAGAUAAAUUAAAUGUAGCAAAAGUAGUUGCUGUCUUCAUUAGCAUGGCUGGUGUUGCCAUGACCACUCUGGGGAAAACAUGGGCCACUGAUGAGUCAGGACUAAGUUCUUCAGCUCUAGUUACUUUGGCUAGAAGCAUUUUCUAUAUUCUACUUAGAAAAUUGAACGGCAGAACACUUUCAUAUCCUUUCUACCCUAUAUGUGGUAUUGUGUUGAUGUUUGUGUUUAGCAAUGGGAAACGCUCUCUUGUUGGAGAUCUUUUUGGCCUCCUCUCAGCCAUGUCUUAUGGGCUAUUUACAGUGCUCCUUAAAAAGUUUGCUGGUGAGGAAGGAGGAAGGGCUGAUGUGCAGAAGUUGUUUGGAUAUAUAGGACUCUUUACACUAGUAGCAUUAUGGUGGCUUAUUUGGCCAUUGACAGCCCUGGGAAUUGAACCCAAAUUUACUAUUCCCCAUUCUGCCAAGCUGGAUGAAGUUGUUCUUGCAAAUGGGUUUGUUGGAAGUGUCCUCUCUGACUACUUUUGGGCUUUAAGUGUUGUAUGGACAACUCCGCUAGUGGCCACCUUGGGAAUGUCACUGACCAUCCCUCUUGCUAUGGUUGCUGACAUGGUAAUUCAUGGCCGUCACUACUCAGCCAUCUACAUUCUUGGCUCGGCUCAGGUAUUUGCUGGCUUUGUAAUAGCUAACCUUUCAGAUUGGUGCUCCAAGAAGUUGGGGUUAUAGCAUUUGGAGGAAAUGAUAGAAUCACAAUUAGGGCAAUAUAAUUCUUUCUUGGGACCAUUGUCUCUUCCAUUUUGAGUGUACUUUACAAUGUUUACGUUACUGAAUACUGAUUUAAUGUGUAAACUCCCUCCCCGGUACCAACUACCAAGAUGUGUACGCAGGGAAACAAAAGAUGUGUUGUAAUGUCAAAUUGUAAUUGAUUUUUGUAAAUGAAAUCCUUUCUGGUUG
Rubroshorea leprosula is the source of this 1786-nucleotide messenger RNA. The record is from the annotation of a GenBank genome assembly. NCBI's taxonomy places the organism in Eukaryota, Viridiplantae, Streptophyta, Magnoliopsida, Malvales, Dipterocarpaceae.